AUGCUUCCGACUCUCGACCACUUCUCCAAGCUUGUUGAAGACAACGAGGACCACGACGCCCAAUCUCUUGUCGAAUUUGUUGUGGCCAAUGACCUUCUCGAGCCCGACGAUCCUUUGCUCGAUUCGGCAACCCCCGGUCAUCCAAUCGUCGCCAGUCGACCCGGCGAGGACAACAACCAGGGAGAUGAGUCCGAGCGCGAGUCUCGUGUCAGCACCCCACAGCCAGAUCCCAUCCCUUUGUGGACCGAGAACGAGGCGCAUGCCCUGACUUUGCUUCUACAAACCGCAUACGGUCCUCUGACCGUUGGCCAAGUUGCGGAGCAGAUGGACCGCAGCGCCACCGAGGCCACAGCCAUGAUCGUCUGUACUUGGCUUUCAGCCAUUCGCGUGUUGGAGGGACGGGCCGUUCCCUGGUGGGUCGGACGCCCCGUCGUCGACAGCAUCGGCUUGGGCCGAGUCGCCGUCUUCAUGCGGAACGGAAUGCAAGUCGUGUUGCGGCUGUAUGACACACAGGGCGAGCUUGAUCUCGAGGUUCCUCUCGACAAUCCGAGUCAAGUCUACGACUACGAACCCCAUAUUUUCUGA
Colletotrichum siamense is the source of this 585-nucleotide messenger RNA. RefSeq lists its product as uncharacterized. Lineage: Eukaryota; Fungi; Ascomycota; Sordariomycetes; Glomerellales; Glomerellaceae. The coding region runs from base 1 to 585 and encodes 194 amino acids. The record is from RefSeq and is a predicted model, not a curated record. The transcript has 2 exons.